CCAUUUAACCAGAAAAGUAAAGCUUUCCUAAUGGCUUACACAACGUGUCUUGGUGUUCUUGAUUCAAUCCGAAAUUACAGACCCCCUACCUUACUGACAUCUAAACAAUCCUUCUCAGCUUUAACAAAAGGGAAAGGUGGCAAUGUACCUCAUCCUUUCCAAAGCAUGGCUCCUGAAGAAAACACAAAUCUUGACUCUACUAUUGUUCGACGUUCAGCAAAUUACCAUCCUACCAUUUGGCAUUAUGAUUACAUCCAAUCAUUAAGAAGCGAAUAUGUGGGGGAGUCAUUCACACAAAGGAUCGGUAAGCUGAGGGGAGAAGUAGCAAUGAUGUUUCAUAAAGUUAUGGAGCCACUCGAGCUUAUUGAUAUCUUGCAAAGACUUGGAGUAUCAUAUCACUUUGAGGAUGAAAUAAGGAGGAUAUUGGUGUUGAGAUAUGUACAUAUGAAAGAAAGACAGCGUGAGUUAAAGAAAAGUUUAUAUGCCACAGCUGUUGAGUUUAGACUAUUGAGACAACAUGGAUAUGAUGUACCUCAAGAGACUUUCAAAAGUUUCAUCAAUGAAAAUGGGGAUUUCAAAGAAUUUCUUUGUGUUGAUAUCGAUGGAAUUCUAGCUUUGUACGAAGCCUCGUUCCACCUGAGACAAGGUGAAAGUAUUUUGGAGAAAGCAAGAGACUUUGCAACCAAACAUCUUAAAGAGUACGUGGAUCAAAGCAAAGAUCAAUAUCUUUGUAUGAUGGUGAAUCACGCCCUAGAGCUUCCAUUGCAUUGGAGAGUGACAAGGUUGGAAGCGCGGUGGUUCAUUGAUGCAUAUAGGAGCAGAGAAGAUAUGAACUCUACCUUGCUUGAGCUUGCAGAAUUGGAUUUUAAUAUGGUACAAGCAGUCCACCAAGAAGAUCUAAAAGAACUAUCAAGGUGGUGGAGGAGCACUAGCCUUGGAGAUUUGAGCUUUUCAAGGGAUAGGGUGGUGGAGAAUUUUCUAUGGGCAGCAGGAGGAUUAUUUGAACCACAAUUUGGAUAUGAGAGGAGAAUGUUAACAAGGCUUGGUACAUUAGUGACAGUAAUAGAUGAUGUCUACGAUAUCUACGGCACCUUAGAAGAACUUGAGCUCUUCACGAAUGCUAUUGAGAGAUGGGAUGUCAAUGCUAUGGAACAACUUCCAUAUUACCUACAGAUUUGUUUCCUUUCCGUCUUUAACACAGUUAAUGAAAUGGCUUUUGACACUCUCAAGGAAAAGGGAUGCAACAUCAUUUGGUACAUGAAAAAGGCAUGGGCAGAUCUAUGUAGAUCAUAUAUGGUGGAGGCAAACUGGUUUUACAAUGGGCAUACACCAAGCCUUCAAGAAUACCUUGAAUAUGGAUGGAUCACAAUAACAAUGUCAAAUAUACUAGUUCAUUGUUAUUUUUUCGUCACAAAUCCCAUAACAGAGGAAGCCCUGGAAUUACUGAAAGAGUAUCCCGAUAUAAUUCGUUUGUCAUCAUUCAUUAUUCGGCUAGCAGAUGAUCUCGGAACAUCUACGGACGAGUUAAAGAGGGGGGAUAAUCCUAAAUCAAUCCAAUGCUACAUGAAAGAUACCGGUGCUAGCGAGGAAGAUGCUCGUCAAUACAUGAGGUCCUUGAUUAGUACAACAUGGAAGACAAUUAAUGGAGAACGCUUUGCAGCUUCUCCAUUCUCUGAAACAUUUAUUAAGAUCGCAAUUAACAUGGCAAGGGUAUCCCAAUUCAUGUACCAGUAUGGAGAUGGUCAUGGCAUUGGAGAUCGCGAGACUAAGGACCGCGUGCAAGCGUUGUUUAUUCAUCCCAUUCCUAUAGCAAAGAAUAGAUGAAUGAUUGUUAGUGUUACAAAAUCACAUACAAAUAUCUAGAUCUCUACUUUUUCCUCUUUAUAAUUUCUUAUAAUUGGAUCAAACUAGAUCAUGUGUACUCAAAGGUAAC
Carya illinoinensis is the source of this 1933-nucleotide messenger RNA. RefSeq names its product terpene synthase 10-like. The transcript is spliced from 10 exons. NCBI's taxonomy places the organism in Eukaryota, Viridiplantae, Streptophyta, Magnoliopsida, Fagales, Juglandaceae. The record is from RefSeq and is a predicted model, not a curated record. The coding region runs from base 31 to 1824 and encodes 597 amino acids. Gene Ontology annotation, biological process: diterpenoid biosynthetic process. Gene Ontology annotation, molecular function: magnesium ion binding; terpene synthase activity.